AUGGCGCUAAGAGGCUUCAACAUUUACUCUAAGAGAUCUGAAGAUGGUACUUAUAAUGUGUUGGUCGAAAACUCGCACUUAAACAAGUUCUUGUACUUGAAGAACGGUGUUUGUGCAGAUAUCGGUAAUAAAAAUUCCCAAUAAACAUACUUUUUUGUAGAAUCAGGCGAAGGAAGUACUCUGAAGUCGACUUACAACAAGAUUAGCUCAGGUUAUGGUUUGGCUGGAGUUUUGAAGGCAGAUCAAGGUAAAAUAUUAAGGAAAAUGUUGUAAAAUAGCAUAAAAAGGUACUAAUAUAUUACCUAAAUAUUUUGCAGCAGAUUCAUACUUGCUGGUGAUCACUGGAGCCUUUUCUGAAGGCAAUAUAUUAAACAGUGAUGUCUACAAGGUGACGCAAGUCGAGUUCAUUCCAUUGAGUUUCGAACCUCCGUUGAGAUUGGACGUCAAAUUAGUUGAUGUAGGUUAAUCAGGCAUUAGCAAGUUUGAUUUGUAGAUACAAAGGCUAUUGUCGUCUGGUAACUUUUACUUUGCUUCAUCUUCUGAUAACACCAAUGCUCUCGAUUUGACUAAAUCUCGGCAAAAUUCUGGUAACAAUUCACAAAACAAUAUAUUCAUAUGGUAUGUCGCAUAUUAUUUUUUAAAAUACUUUUAUUGGGAUUUUAAUAGUUAUUUUUAAAAUUUAAGGAAUCUGAGAUUAAAGUGUUUGUUUCACAAGUUUGGCAUAGACACUCGAGUUUGGGUUCAGACAUUGAUAUGUGGUUCUGUUAUUAUACGAACCAUCUACGUGUCUCAUAUAACAGCCAAAGUGGCCAUAGUGUCACGUUUGUCCCAUGAACGAGUCGGUACAAGGUUUAAUAUCAGAGGAGUAGAUGAUCGAGGAUAUGUGGCCAACUUUGUGGAGACGGAACAGGUUGGUCAUGAACAAUAUAAUUAACCUUGUAACAGAUUGUCACUUAUGCCGACAAGGAAGUGUCGUUUCUCCAAAUAAGAGGUUCUGUGCCCUUGUUUUGGGAACAGCCUGGCAUUAACGUGGGUUCUCAUAAGGUCAAGUUGCGAUGUUUGGAAAGUUCAUUGAUUGCAUUGAACAGGUAAGCUUUGUCAUCCAAAAGCCGAUUUUAACAUCAUGUACAUGAUCACGUCACACUAAUGCAAGAAAAUUACAGACAUUACGACAUUUUGAUUGGAAGAUACCAAAGUGUCACCACGGUGAAUUUACUGGGCCAUAAAGAGGGAGAGAAACUACUUUCUGAAACAUUUCAGGUGAUUUAUACAGUUGAUUAUAAUAUUAUCGCUCUCAGAACUACUUGAAAUUCAGAAAUGUUUUAAAUCUUGUAAUGAAAUUGUUUGUGUUAUUCCAGCACACUUACAAGAAGUCCAACUAUGCUGCUUUCCCUCUAACUUCUUUCGAUUACCAUACAAGUAUGAAGAGCAGUAAACAAGCUGCUAAAGACUUUGUCAAACAUCUUUUAUCAUCUUUCGGAUUUUGUGUCUUUUAUGCAGAAGACGGUGUAGCCAAGUCGAGACAGGACAAAGUGAUUCGAACCAACUGUCUUGACUGCUUGGAUCGUACCAAUAGUGUCCAGACAUUGAUCGGGAUUGAGGUAUGUCAUAGAUUGUGUAAUGGUUUUAAAACUUGAUGUUACUAAUGUAAAGGUACUACGAUAGCUUUUGAGAUUUUAAAACAAUUACAUUACUUUCAGAUGACCACAGCUUUGCUUCGGACAUUGGGUAUCUUGGACUUGAAGCCAGGUAUUCUACAACGCUUCGAAGAUGUUUUUAAGGAAAUAUGGCUGAAGAAUGGAGAUCAUUGUUCCUGUAUUUACACUGGAACGGGGGCUUUGGAUGGAAAGUCAAAAGUAAGAAUUAUUAAUACUUAAACACAACAAUAUUCAAUGUUUUCUCGACAAUUGCCGCGACAAUGAUUUACAGUUAAAAAAGUUAUGAUAAUUUCAGCUACAAGAUGCUAGCCGAUCAAUCGCUCGUACGAUCCAAGGUAAUGUGAUGGACACGGCCAAGCAAGAAUCGUUCGAUUUCUUUUUGAUGGGACAUACUUUCGGCAACAAAAGCUACGACAAACUCUCGAAUCUGGUCGAGUACUCCUUCGUCAACCAGGAUUCUCUGCUUAACGGUAAGAAAAUGUUUACAUAAAUUAUUGAUCUACAUUAAAUUUGAAGAAGAAUACUUUGUAGAUUUGUAAUUUAUAAUAUUAAAUGACAAAGAAAUCACCUUUACUCUUCAGAAGAUUCAACAUUCGUUCAAGAGCUAGUCGACCGUCGCAACGAAUACACAACUCACAGUCCAGUCAGUAUCUUCGUGGGGACGUGGAACGUUAACGGAGGAAAGAACAUGUACAACGUGGCCUUCAAACACGAACAGUCAUUGGUAUCGUGGAUUUUCCCAGAAGUCAUUCAUCGUCCCUACGACAUUGUAGCCAUUGGACUAGAAGAGAUUGUUGACCUUAAUGCAUCGAAUAUUGUCAAAGCUGGGUAAGGGGUUUCAUUAGAAGUGGUACUGGGAGUAUAAAACUGAGAUUAUAUGUACGAUACUGUUGUAUAUUGUACAUAUGGGGACACAAAAGUAUCAUAACUUAAAAUUAUAUAAUAUUGCCUUUAGUACAACGAAUCAGCGAGUCUGGCUAGAAGGUAUCCUGAAAGUUCUGAAGGAAGUAACACAACACGAUUACUGUGUGUUGGCCUGUGAACAGUUGGUCGGAGUAUGUUCCAUGAUUCUUGCCAGACAAGAGAUGACACCUCGAAUCAAGCAACUUGACAUCGACGAAGUUAAGACUGGUGCUGGUGGUACCAUUGGAAACAAGGGAAGUGUAUCGACCAGAAUGGUGGUUGAUUCCACGUCCAUCUGCUUUAUCACCUCCCACUUUGCUGCAGGGCAGAACGAAGUAAAAGAGAGGAACGAAGAUUACAAUACUGCAACUAGGAAACUUAAAUUUGAAAAGGUAGCGAACACUCAGGGCGCAGCUUGCAUUAUUUAUCUUGAAUAUCCAAAAUUCUAUUUUAUACGUUACAUAAUUGUAGUUUGAUUACUUAGCAAACGUUUAGAAAUAAUCAUAAUAACGUUUUCAGGGUCGACAACUUCAAAUGCACGAUUCCGUCUUCUGGUUCGGCGACUUCAACUACCGCAUCAACCUCCCAGGCGAAGAAGUAAAGACUUUGGUACGAAACUGUGACUUUGAAGUACUGCGACAGAACGAUCAGCUCAUUCAACAGUUGUGCAGUGGAGCAGUUUUCAACGAAUUCAAAGAAGGUGCCCUCAACUUCGCUCCCACUUACAAGUACGACACAUUUAGCGAUGACUAUGACACUUCCGAGAAGUGUCGCGCACCAGCCUGGACUGAUCGUGUGUUAUGGAGCUGCGAAAAGGAUGUCAAUGUGCAACAGAUACAGUAAGUCCAUCGUUAAAAAGUUAAAUUUGACUCUAAAGCAUUGUUUUAUAUUAACCUUCUAUAUAAAUUUAAAAUUAUAUUGUCAUAUUGACUAAAAACGUUUUAGUUACGGACGGAGUGAACUGAAGACUUCUGACCAUCGACCAGUCGCAGCCAUCUUCGAAUUGUAUUCCAAAACGCCAAAUGUAACCAAAUUCAGGAGUACCCUCGAAGAUAUAUUGGAGUAAGUCUCUCGUUAAACGAGUAUUACCUUCUUUUAGUUCUCUGGGAUCCCCAGAUCACACUGUCGUAUGUACAGUGUCACGUGAAGAUGUUGAUACGACUGCAAUACUCAGAAAGCUAGAAUCUGAACUCAUGCUCAUUCCUGUUUCUACUAAGUAGGUUUCUUUUUACUUUCAUAGAGUAAUGUUGCUCUUAAUUGUAACAUUUAUAUUUGGGUAACCAAAUUAGCCAUUUUUAUGGUUAUUUUAUUUGAUGUGCCGGAAAACGUUGCUCACUGGUUGUAGAAAAUGCUCAAACGGUCUUGUCCUAUACUUCCAAAACAAUAUCGAUGCAAUAACAGCGCUGAGUAUGGAUGGAAUAGAAUUGGCCCCGGGGGAAAAGGUUUCUGUGAGACUCCGCAACCAGAAUUGGGUGCAAAGAUAUGCGGACCAGCUUGUCAAGAACAUAUUGAAAGAUCGGUCCUGUCCGGUGGACCUGAACCUGUGCGCCCCCAAGCUGAUGGAAAAGCUGGAGCUGGCCUCGUCCCCCGUGAUCAACCCCCGCCUCCCAGCCGUACCCCCCAGACCGGUGAUCCCCGCUCGAACUCAGUAA
Messenger RNA from Bursaphelenchus okinawaensis, 4213 nucleotides. Lineage: Eukaryota; Metazoa; Nematoda; Chromadorea; Rhabditida; Aphelenchoididae. The record is from the annotation of a GenBank genome assembly.